CUUUCAAGUUCCACCAACCUUUUUCUAAUUCAACAAAAGUCAUUAAUGGCACCUUUCCAACAAAAAAGCAUCCUAAAAUGCUCAUAUUUUUAUCACCAAAAUUAUCCAACCAUGGUUUACUUCCUUGCACUCUUCUUCCUCUUAGUCCAAGCUUCUACAUCCCAACCCACCGAGCUAUUCUUUCCCGGGUUUUCAGGCACGAAAUCCGACAACUUAACACUAACGGGAGCUGCAAAGAUUGAAGAAAAUGGCAUCCUGUGCUUAACCGAUGACACCGGUCCUUCACUUGGUCACGCUUUUUACAGCUACCCAUUUAGACUUAAGAGUUGGACAAAAAGCAAAGCUUUUUCCUUUUCUACCUCCUUUGCUUUCGCUAUAGUUCCCGAGUAUAAGGGGAUAGGCGGUCACGGCCUUGCUUUCGUAAUCGCCACUUCUAAAGAUCUCAAAGCACUUCCGAGGCAGUAUCUCGGAAUCCAAAACGCGACCGAAGUCGAAGACAGCCCCUCGAACCAUGAUGUCGUGGCGGUCGAGUUUGACACGGCUCAGGAUCUUGAGUUCCGAGACAUCAACGACAACCAUGUCGGCGUCGAUAUCAACAGCUUGAACUCGAAUGCCUCGGUUCCUGCAAGUUACUACACGCAUGGUUCCACGAAGCAAAAUCUUACUCUCAUGAGUGGAAAAGCAAUCCAAGCUUGGGUCGAUUAUGAUUCGGAUGAAAACAUGCUCAAUGUGACGAUCGCACCAAAUUCAACAAGACCGAGAUUCCCCAUCUUGUCGUUUCAUGUAGAUCUUUCACCGUAUUUUCACGAGUUUAUGUACGUUGGUUUCUCGGCUUCGACCGGGUUGCUUGCUAGCUCGCAUUAUAUCUUAGGUUGGAGCUUUAAAAUCAACGGAGAAGCUCAGGGUCUUGAUCUAUCUUCUUUACCUUCACUUCCUGAACCGCCAAAGAAGCAUACAACUUUAAUUGUGGUUGUCUCGGUUUCAUCAGCCAUUCUAGUUAUAUUAGCCGUAUCCGCUGCCAUUUAUUUCGUUAUCAAAAUCAAGAACGAAGAUGUUAUCGAAGAUUGGGAGCUGGAGGUUGGACCAAAACGGUACUCUUACCAAGAACUCAAGCUAGCAACCAAAGGCUUCAGUGCCCAAAACUUACUCGGCCACGGUGGUUUCGGCAGUGUUUACAAAGGGAAUCUUCGAGAUUCAAGGACAAUGACUCAAGUGGCUGUCAAACGAGUUUCUCAUGAGUCGAAGCAGGGUUUACGUGAAUUCCUAUCGGAAAUCGCUAGCAUCGGACGACUCCGUCAUCGGAACUUGGUUCAAUUAUUGGGUUGGUGUAGGAGAAGAGGUGAUCUCCUUCUUGUUUAUGACUUAAUGGCUAAUGGCAGCUUAGAUAAGUUUUUGUUUGACGAGCCUAAAACGACCCUGAAUUGGGAGCAUAGAUUCAGGGUUAUAAAGGGAGUCGCUUAUGGACUUCUCUACUUGCAUGAAGGAUAUGAACAAAGUGUGAUCCAUAGAGAUGUUAAGGCCAGUAAUGUUCUACUAGACGAUGAAUUGAACGGAAUAUUAGGAGAUUUUGGCCUAGCAAGGUUGUACGAACACGGUUCGAAUCCUAAAACAACUCGGGUCGCCGGCACGUUGGGGUAUUUAGCACCGGAGGUAUCCCGGAUGGGAAAGGCGACAACAAGCUCGGACGUAUAUGCCUAUGGUGCACUCUUACUCGAGGUUGUGUGUGGACGUAGGCCGAUUGAGCCUAAGGCAUCACCUUUAGAAUCAGGGUUGGUUGAUUGGGUACGGGAGAAGUACAGAGAAGGCAGCGUCUUUGAUGUGGUUGACACUAGGCUCAAUGGCCAAUACGGUGAAGAUGAAAUGUUGAUGGUGCUUAAAUUAGGCCUAAUUUGCUCAAAUGACGUGCCUGUUGCACGGCCUAGCAUGAGGCAAGUAGUGAAAUAUCUUGAUGGGGAAUCCGAGUUACCGGACCAUUCUGUUUCUGUCUCGCCAUCGUCAUAUGGUAUUAGAGUUUGAAAUCUAUUAGAUUGUUUCCUUGUCUCCUUCUUGUUUUCACCAAAUCUAAUGUGGUUUCUCGUGUGCGCAUUAUUG
Messenger RNA from Hibiscus syriacus, 2091 nucleotides. Its product is annotated as L-type lectin-domain containing receptor kinase S.4-like. Lineage: Eukaryota; Viridiplantae; Streptophyta; Magnoliopsida; Malvales; Malvaceae. The record is from RefSeq and is a predicted model, not a curated record. The transcript has a single exon. Gene Ontology annotation, cellular component: plasma membrane. The coding region runs from base 46 to 2016 and encodes 656 amino acids. Gene Ontology annotation, molecular function: carbohydrate binding; ATP binding; protein kinase activity. Gene Ontology annotation, biological process: protein phosphorylation.